CGUCCACGUGCGCAUAACGACGCUCUCCACUUUCACGCGCGCACACUCGUAGCGAAUUUCCUUAUUGGGACGAACAGUUUCCCAGCAGUAGGCGAUCGCAAUUGACUUCGCUUUCAUCCAGCUUAGCGUCGGUGGCAAAGACACAGUUACGGACUCCGCAAGGCAAAGUAAUUAUACAAGUUAUCAUAUCAUUCUCGGCCGAAACGGUGCAGGCAGAAGAACAGAUAUCGUUACCCAAGCAGCACCGACGAUUGCCUGAGACACAGCUACACGCUUGAGUGAGACACGCUUUUAUAGGCAGACGAUAGAAAUAUUAAAGCAGCAACGAUACCCCGAGAUAGAAUGUCUGAACAUAUUUUGAGAGCAUUACUGUUGUGCGUGGCUGUUCUCCUAAUGACGUCACCACCAAGGACGACAGCGCAACCCCAUGAUCGAUGGAUCAAAACCGAAAACGAAGUGGACGGUGCUAAGGGUUACUACAUCCUGCCAAAGAGAGCUCAAUGGAUUGUCUAUAAUACCGGUCUGAAGGGACAUGGCAAACGCGAUGAAAACACAAUCGCGGAUCACGUACCAAUUGACAUGAUCUCGUCCCUGAAUCAGGACGACUCACCGCCAUCGUUCAACGACAACGACCACAGGCAGAAGAUGUUUAACUUUCUACGGAGAAUGCUCGCAGAACAGACCGCAGCUGAGAACAAGGAAUGACCUUGAGAGGGAACAUGACGUGUCUGAUCUCACAUGAGCCGAUCUCGAAAAGCGGUUACGCAAGUUUUGUCAUUUAUUCACGUUUUUUCCAAUUUCAACCCGUUAUAUUCUGAUUUAGUUAUACUAGCAGAUAUACCCGUACAACCACCAAAUCUUGCCUUAAAAUAUAAACUUCAUGUAAGUGACACAGUUGAAGUUAAAUAUUUCAUGCAACUGAAAAGAAAA
Priapulus caudatus is the source of this 930-nucleotide messenger RNA. RefSeq lists its product as uncharacterized. The record is from RefSeq and is a predicted model, not a curated record. The transcript has 7 exons. The coding region runs from base 343 to 705 and encodes 120 amino acids. Lineage: Eukaryota; Metazoa; Priapulida; Priapulimorpha; Priapulimorphida; Priapulidae.